Molecule: messenger RNA, 1298 nt
Organism: Centropristis striata (black sea bass)
Lineage: Eukaryota; Metazoa; Chordata; Actinopteri; Perciformes; Serranidae
Gene: hmg20b
Product: high mobility group 20B
Exons: 8
Coding region: 73-957 (294 amino acids)
Biological process (GO): regulation of gene expression
Cellular component (GO): nucleus
Source: RefSeq, a predicted model, not a curated record
CUUUUUCUUUCAUUUCUUGCCACGGCAUAACCCAACGGAUUAAAAGGCACAUUUCACAAUUACAAAGUCAUCAUGGGAGGGAUCAAACAGGAGCAGAGUGAUGCAUCACAGCAGUCCAAACCGUCACAUUCAGCGGAUCAACCACAGGAUGAGCCAAAGAAGAGAGGCUGGCCAAAAGGAAAGAAAAGAAAGAAGGUGCUACCAAACGGUCCCAAGGCUCCAGUAACUGGAUAUGUUCGCUUCCUGAAUGAACGUCGAGAACAUAUGCGAGCAAGGUACCCUGACCUGCCUUUCCCAGAAAUCACCAAGAGACUCGGAGCCGAGUGGACACGGUUAGCCCCCAAUGACAAACAGCGUUACCUGGACGAGGCGGAACGGGAGAAGAUGCAGUAUGCUCAGGAACUGAAGGAAUAUCAGCAGACUGAGGCCUAUCAGAUCACCAGUUCUAAGAUACAAGACAAGAGGAUCAAGAAAGAAGACACUCCAUCUGUCAUCAUCAGUACUAGUUCAGAGUCAUCUUUAUCAAAGGCUUCUGACCUCACAAGCAGAUUUGACAUUCCUAUCUUCACAGAGGAGUUCCUCGAUCAGAAUAAAGCUCGAGAGGCUGAGCUGCGCCGGCUUCGUAAGGCCAACAUUGAGUUCGAGGAGCAGAACGCAGUGCUUCAGCGGCACAUUAAGGACAUGUACAACGCUAAAGAACGGCUGGAGGCGGAGCUGGGGAUGGACGAGAAGCGUACCCAGGCUCUCCACCAACACCUGCUGGCCAUUAAAAACACACUGGUCAACAGUCUGUCGUCAGUCCCCCUGCCAGGCACAGGUGAGACCGCAUCUCAUGGGAACCUGGACUCAUACCUGAGUCGUCUCAGUGGAGUGCUGGAGGGGAACCCUCACAAGCACCGUGCACUGCUGUCCCAGCUGUGUGAAGUCCUCUCUCACCUGGACAGUGAGAAGUUAUGAGGAAACUUCAGCUGGACACCUUUUCAUUCCUGCAUCAGAGGGACACGUGACAGGCUCGCUGGUAUUAGGUCAAGUCAGUGCCAUUCAACACAGUAUGCUGAUAUCUCAAGGAUAGUAAAGGCUAAAGGGUAAAACGCUUCAGAACACCAAACACAGUCCAUGUCUACAGGCCUCUUUAUCAAUAUGUGUAUCCUGUAGAAUAUGUGUAUUCAUGCACAUGAGUUUUUGUGAAUGUAAAUCUGUGUGGUAGUGUCGAGGGUUUUUACAAUUCAGGAAUUUUAUAUAAAAGUAAUGUAAUUUUAUCUUCUGAACUGCUUUAAUUAAACUCGAUUAAGCCUAAA